AUGGUGCUGCUGAGUCCUUCAAUAUGUGGAAUCAGAAGGUUACUAUCGAUAUGUGAAGUAUAUGCUGAGAAGCAUGGGCUGAAGUACAAUCCAAUUAAAAGUGAGCUGUUGGUGUUUAGAGGUAAAAAUAAAAACCCUUCGUAUGUUCCACCUGUAACACUCAGUGGGUCGCUCUUGAGGAGAGUAACCAAGUUUAAAUACCUAGGACAUAUUGUUACUGAGGAUUUAAAGGAUGAUUUGGAUAUGGAAAGGGAGCGAAGGGCGUUGGCUGUUAGGGGAAAUAUGGUGGCAAGGAGGUUUGCUGGUUGCCCAGUACCAGUCAAAAUAACGCUUUUCAAAGCUUACUGCCAGACCUUCUACACCAGCAGCCUCUGGGCCAAUCAUACCCAAAAGGCUGACAAUACCUUGAGCAUCCAAUAUAAUAAUGCUUUUAGGGCGAUGUUGAGACUGCCACCAUACUGUAGUGCAUCGGGCAUGUUCGCGGAUGCACAAACGGACGACUACUUCGCUAUUAUGCGUAAGAAAGUUGCGUCGCUGGUACACAGAGUCAGGGGAAGUACCAACAGCAUCCUUAAAGUAUUCGCGGAUAUACUGGAUGGGCCUGCACUGGAUAGGUUUAUCAAGCUGCAUGUUUUACAUGCAACUUGA
This is a messenger RNA of Helicoverpa zea (corn earworm), 648 nucleotides long. RefSeq lists its product as uncharacterized. NCBI's taxonomy places the organism in Eukaryota, Metazoa, Arthropoda, Insecta, Lepidoptera, Noctuidae. The record is from RefSeq and is a predicted model, not a curated record. The transcript has a single exon. The coding region runs from base 1 to 648 and encodes 215 amino acids.